Messenger RNA from Phytophthora sojae, 585 nucleotides. RefSeq lists its product as hypothetical. The record is from RefSeq and is a predicted model, not a curated record. The coding region runs from base 1 to 585 and encodes 194 amino acids. The transcript has a single exon. Lineage: Eukaryota; Oomycota; Peronosporomycetes; Peronosporales; Peronosporaceae.
AUGGUGGCCACUUCCUCGACGACGCAGCCCGCCCAGACGGCGCUGGGCCUCGCCAACUCGCCCGCCGCCUCGGGUCUCAACAAGUGCAGGUACAAGACCGGCAAGUGCACCAACGUGCGCUCCAGCAAGCGCAACGGCCAGCCGCACCAGCUGUGCCUGUACCACCGCGACAAGGCCAACAAGAUCCAGCGCAAGUUCGACCGCCAGAAGCGUCAGGUGGCGCGCUCCAAGAAGGCGCGCGACGCGCACGGCGGCCUUGAGUCUCCUUCCUCCAUCUCGAUGCUCGACAUGGCCGCGCUCGCCGGCCUGUCCCCCAUGCCCGAGCACGCCGUGUCCCCCGCCAACUCGACGUACUCGACGUGCUCGUCCACCAUGUCCUUCUCGUCCGUCGCCUCGGACGACGUGCCCAUGUACACGCCCGACUCGAUCGACUGCAGCCUCAACGAGAGCGUGUGGACCGACCUGCCCGUGGUCGCGGCCUCGUACCUGGGCGAGUUCACCGACAUGCCGCUGCCCUCGAGCUGCCACCAGAGCUACUUAUCCUCGGACGAGAUCGACUUCCUGUGCUCCGCUAUUCUCGAGUAA